UCGUCCUACAAAGUGUAUCUGCGAAGGGAAGCAACGGUUAGUCGUCCGAACGAAAGUUUCCGUUCCCACUGGAAAAUCAGUAAAAUUCGCACGAGAACUCGGACGAUCUCAAGAGCGUGGAACUACGCGAGGAGCGAGCGUAGGGAGCGAGGAACUUGAACUUGGAGAAACGGAGAGGCUGCAUGAAUAAUACGCCGCGAGGGACUGAGCGGUAUGCAGUGGAAUUGAAUUUUCCGCUACGGAUGAUAAUGAAAGUGAAGGGCAUUGUUCAAUAGUACGAAAAAGGAGAACGAAUUUGAAAUUCAUAAGGGGAUGUGUGAACGUUUCGCGCGGACACCAGCGAUGGCGCUGCAGAAUCUACCGCAGCCACGGAGUUUCGUUCGAAUUUCCCAACAGCUCACUCGGUCUUAAGUUCUCCGACAGUGAGAUUCCCAAUGUUCAUUCGGGACCGUCUGGUUCACUGAUAACGUCGACGCUAUCAUCGUGAAACUGUUACACUGUUUCAAAUGUAAAAACUACCUAUUGCGCAUAAUUUGAAUUCAAAUGAAAAAGAAGUGAAAGAGUGGAAUGCGUACAGCGCGCGGUUCGGUUCGAUCGGAUUCAACGCACGGUGUUUAUAGUGAACGUGUCUCGUUAAGAACAAUUGAAACCGUACAAUUAAUUGUGAAAAAGAAACAUAUGAAUGCGGCGUGAUUAAGGAGUUUUCCUAAUUUGGCGCCGAUCAGUAUCCGAUUUAAUGAUCAAUUACCUGUAAAAACAGUGUUGAGCAACUUUCAACGUCUACGUGACUCAGUGCUCCGAUACGAGAACCAACUUAAUUGUGAUAGAUUUAACAACGAACUUAUACUCUUCGAGCGCAACGAUGAACGUAGAUCAUUUAUCCAUAUCUAAAGUAUGAAAUAAAUCGAGGCCGACUUUCGGAGUGAAUCGAUUUAGAAAUUCUUGAAAUAUCAAAGUACAAUUCCAGCGACGAUAUUACAAAAUGAAAUUCAGUAUCCUCGCGGGCGUUUUAAUCGCGUUCGCGAUUAUUAUCGAAAUUUGCUGCGAGCAGAGAUUCGCGGAGACUCCGGCUUUGUAUCAGGAAGUCUCGUCGGGAGACGACGUGCAGUUACGCUGUAGGGUGCAGGACAAACGGGGUCAGUGCAUCUGGCAGAAAGACCGGAAACCGGUGGGCAUGCACCCAGACAAAUACGAAUGGGUCAGUGGACGCGGCAGUGAUUGCACCCUGCUCAUCAGACGAGCUUCCCUCGACUUCGACGACGGCUAUUGGGAGUGUCAGGUCACCUCAGGUGAUUUCACGCGGCAGGACGCGUUGACUUCGCUACCCUCUCGGCUUCUAGUCAGGGUGAAACCCCGGAAUCCACGAUUGGAAUACGGGGGGACUAUUUUAAACACUGGCCUGACUUUAAGGGAGGGUCAGGAAGUCACCAUUUCCUGCGUAUCAAGAUAUGGAAACCCACCGGCCCUCAUCAAAUGGUACAUAGGCGGCGAGGAAGUGGAGCCGCUGAGGGAACAGACGAACACGACGGAAGUGGACAGCCCGAAAACCUGGGCAGCUCACAGUCUCCUCCGGGUUCGCGGACAAAGGGAGAAUCAUGGUCUGCCGAUUCGGUGCAUCACGAUGCACCCAUCCAGUCUCGUUCCAGCCUCUGCGGAAACACUACUGGACGUGCAUUACUCGCCCGAGGUGAGGAUCGAGACGAAGCCACGACUGUUGAUGGCAGCGCUGGAGGAUUCGGCCAGCUUUAUGAGCCUGAAAUGCUUCGCGGACGGGAACCCCAGCGGAACGAUCAAGUGGUUCAAGGAUUCAGCUCCCAUCGCGGUAGCCAGCAACGUGGUAACGUUGAUGCUAAACAGAACGCAGCCGAACGGUACGACGACCGGCUCCGAGCUGAGAUUCGAGCCGGUCAAGAGAAACGACGCCGGUCUCUACUCUUGCAAGGCGGUCAACGUUAUCGGUGAAAGCACCGCGGCCAACUACAGACUCGACGUGCAAUAUGCUCCCACGUUGCGGGAGGACGGUGCGUUCAACGAGACGCAGAGAUUCGAAGAGACGACGCUUCUGGGAACGAGCCUGGAGCCCUUCGAGUGCACCGACUUCGAUGCGAAUCCUCCGGCUCAAUACCGAUGGAUGCAUCUCCGCGGAGGCGUGACGGACAACAUCGAGAAUUCGCUCCAGACAAAGGACGGCGGCAAACGUUUGCGCCUAGAGAACGUGAUGUGGUCCGACGAGGGGGAAUAUCGGUGCGUCGCGUUCAACGUGAUCAACGGAGUGCGGAGAGAAACGCCGAGCGAGGCUCGCUACGUGCUGCACGUAACAGGGCCGCCCGAGAUACAGGCGAGGCCCUCGUCCGCCGGAAAGGGCAUCCACGAAUCUCUCGGCUGGGCCGGGGAACCGGAACACAUUUUGAAAUCACGGUUCUGCUCGAGACCACCGCCGAAGCUCGUCGCCUGGCAAUGGGGAAGCUCGCACAUCAGAUCUGGAGAAAAUAUUCAUCCGAAAUACGAAGCGCUGCCGCUCGAACACAUCAAGGAGGAGGACAUGCCAACGAAUUGUUACUGGGCGAAAUUGGUAAUCAAGGAUCUUCAAAAGGAGGACGCGAGGAUCUACACGCUGUUCGUUGAAAGUGAAAAAGGCAGAGACUCCACUAACAUCAAACUGGUGAUUCGCGAUCCGACAGAAAUGAGAGUGAUCGCCGCCGCCGCUGCUGUUGGCCUACUGUUCCUCUUACUUCUGAUUUCUAUCGGCGUUUACUCGGUGCUGAGGAUGAAGAACAGACGGUAUCGCCGUGAAGAGGAAGAGGGAAGCAUUGCCGCGGACGCGUUUUACAAUAAUGGUAACGCGACGCCCGACAGACAGAAGAACAUGAAUUGUUCUCAAGGUAAAGGGUACGCGAGAAAGCCGACCUCUGAGGGCGGACUGGCCGUCACGUAUGAUUACGACCAGAUCGCGAAGCAGGUGCGCGCCAUGAGUCCAGAAGCGUUGAAAGUCAGGCGGGCGCCAGCUGUUCUUCAACCGCCGACCAUUGUGUGACUGACGUGGUCAUUGCCAUGACGAUUGUACUUAUUUUCGCGUUUUCUUCGUUCGUCUUCGUCAAAGACAAGUUCAUAGCAAAAACGGUACUUCAAAUCAAGGUAUGUGAUAACACAACGGAAAAUAUAGUUUCGAAGCUCUUACGACAGGUUGAUUUCUCGUUACUAUUACUUUUAAGCUUUAUUAGAUUAAUUUAUUCGAUUGUGCAAAAUAUGAACGCGGCUGAAAUUUCUUCUCUGUAAUAUACUCAGUUUUACUACAAUUUUAUA
Ceratina calcarata is the source of this 3303-nucleotide messenger RNA. RefSeq names its product hemicentin-1. The transcript has 6 exons. Gene Ontology annotation, molecular function: cell adhesion molecule binding. The coding region runs from base 983 to 3034 and encodes 683 amino acids. Gene Ontology annotation, biological process: cell-cell adhesion. The record is from RefSeq and is a predicted model, not a curated record. Gene Ontology annotation, cellular component: cell-cell junction; plasma membrane. Lineage: Eukaryota; Metazoa; Arthropoda; Insecta; Hymenoptera; Apidae.